CGCUCUGCGUCCUCCAGCAGCAAUCACGUGAUCCAUCUGGAGUCUGUCUGCUGCGAGUAAAAGCUACAGUUAACGUUAACUCUACAAGGACGAUGAAGCUAAUCAUCCUCAAUGACUACGACGAGGCAAGCGAGUGGGCUGCAAAGUACAUCAGAAACAAGAUUUUAUUGUUCACACCUGGCCCGGACAGGUAUUUCACCCUGGGGCUUCCCACAGGAAGCACCCCCAUGGGUUGUUACAAGAAACUCAUUGAGUACUACAAGAUGGGCCAAAUCUCGUUCCAGUAUGUAAAAACUUUCAACAUGGAUGAAUAUGUAGGACUUCCCAGAGAUCACCCGGAGAGCUACCACUCCUUCAUGUGGAAUCACUUCUUCAAGCACAUAGACAUAAAAGCAGAGAACACCCACAUCCUAGACGGCAACGCUGCUGACCUGCAAGCAGAGUGUGCAGCCUUUGAGGACAAGAUAACAGCUGCUGGGGGGAUCGAGCUCUUUGUCGGAGGUAUUGGACCAGAUGGCCACAUUGCCUUCAAUGAACCUGGUUCAAGCCUGGCUUCCAGGACGAGGGUGAAGACCCUGGCAAAGGACACCAUCAUCGCUAAUGCUCGAUUCUUUGAUGGAGAUCUCUCGAAGGUGCCCACCAUGUCACUGACUGUGGGAGUGGGCACAGUCAUGGACGCAAAAGAGGUCAUGAUUCUCAUCACUGGAGCACACAAGGCAUUUGCUUUAUACAAAGCAAUAGAGGAAGGUGUCAAUCACAUGUGGACCGUGUCUGCUUUCCAGCAGCACCCACAGACAGUUUUUGUAUGUGAUGAAGACGCCACCCUGGAGCUGCGGGUCAAAACCGUAAAGUACUUCAAAGGGAUGAUGCAUGUUCACAACAAGCUGGUGGAGCCACCUCCCUCACUGUCAAAGAGGAACUGAGGAUAUCUUGUACAAACUUUGUUGAUUCAUGAGGCAUUUUUUCAAAAAGACAGUUCAGCCCAGAAUCAAAAAUAGUCUUUUCCUCUUACCCCUUAAGCUGCGCUAUUUAUCAAUAGUUCUAUCAUGAAACUGGUCACAAUAAUCUAGAUCUGUGGAUUAUCUUGAGUAAGCGGGCCAUAAUUUCUGGAAUAAGACAGUGCUGUUUGAGUUUUACAAAACUAUUUUUGUGCGCUAUGUUUUAUAUUUUGGGAUGUACUGUCCCUGUAACACUCCAAUGAUUACUUUUUUCUUCUGAUUGAGAUGGUGAACAUCAAGCGGUGCUUGGAGUUGACCUCAAAUAAAUCUUGUAUAAAUAAUCACGUGCUUAUUGUGCAGGCUAUUCAGGUUUUCAUGUGAUUGUUCAAACAGCUUUGAUUUGCAUUUGUUCUUUUUAAUAAAGUGCAAUUCAUUUUUAA
Messenger RNA from Anarrhichthys ocellatus (wolf-eel), 1378 nucleotides. It is a transcript of the gene gnpda1, whose product is annotated as glucosamine-6-phosphate deaminase 1. The transcript has 7 exons. Gene Ontology annotation, molecular function: identical protein binding; glucosamine-6-phosphate deaminase activity. The record is from RefSeq and is a predicted model, not a curated record. Gene Ontology annotation, cellular component: cytoplasm. Gene Ontology annotation, biological process: N-acetylglucosamine catabolic process; N-acetylneuraminate catabolic process; D-glucosamine catabolic process. NCBI's taxonomy places the organism in Eukaryota, Metazoa, Chordata, Actinopteri, Perciformes, Anarhichadidae. Bases 93 to 923 code for a protein of 276 amino acids.